This is a messenger RNA of Pollicipes pollicipes, 432 nucleotides long. RefSeq names its product ribosomal protein L37a (gene RpL37a). Gene Ontology annotation, biological process: translation. The transcript is spliced from 4 exons. Gene Ontology annotation, molecular function: RNA binding; structural constituent of ribosome. Bases 108 to 395 code for a protein of 95 amino acids. Lineage: Eukaryota; Metazoa; Arthropoda; Thecostraca; Pollicipedomorpha; Pollicipedidae. Gene Ontology annotation, cellular component: ribosome; cytosolic large ribosomal subunit. The record is from RefSeq and is a predicted model, not a curated record.
UAUUUCAAAACAGUUAACCACUUCAGAGCACCACAGACGCAUCAUUCCCCGAUUCCGUAAAUAUUACUGACAACUGACAGCGCUGUCCUUUUCCCAUCAAACAGACGAUGACGAAGGGAACAUCAAGCUACGGAAAGAGGCACAACAAGUCUCACACCCUGUGCCGGAGAUGUGGGCGAUCGUCAUACCACAUCCAGAAGCACAAGUGUUCCCAGUGCGGUUACCCUGCUGCUAAGAUGCGCUCCUACAACUGGAGUGUCAAGGCUAAGAGGAGGAAGACCACUGGAACUGGUCGCAUGCGCCACCUGAAGGUCGUCAGGAAGCGAUUCAGGUACGGCUUCCGUGAGGGCACCCAGCCCAAGCGCCAGGUGAAGGCCGCCGCCGCCGCCAAGUAAAUGUUCGCCGGUAUCAGCAAAUAAAACACAAAGUACC